Molecule: messenger RNA, 627 nt
Organism: Naumovozyma castellii
Lineage: Eukaryota; Fungi; Ascomycota; Saccharomycetes; Saccharomycetales; Saccharomycetaceae
Gene: SNL1
Product: Snl1p
Exons: 1
Coding region: 1-627 (208 amino acids)
Source: RefSeq, a predicted model, not a curated record
AUGGAAGCCGCUGAAGAUAUUAUUUCCGACUCAGUCAUGUCAGACAUCGUCUCAGAUGCCACCGUGACCUCAACCACCGUCGUAGCAACAAACACAGUCACCGUCACUUCCGCUACCGCAUCCACUGCCAAGGCAUGUCAUGGUGCCAUUUCCAAGAUCCUAACCCAAAUGGAUGACUACACUGGUAGUCCAAUGGUUACUAAAUUUUUCUUGACAGGUAUGGUUACCUUGGUUCUCGCUGGUGUGCUGCAUACCUUCUUUGGCAGAGGGGACUUCCUUGAAAAGGAACCACCUGCUCACAAGAAAGUGUCACCAAAAUUAGAUGAGAAACCAAUCCCAUUGACUUUGGAGGACAAGAUUGAAAACAUUCAAUUAAGAUUUGCAAACGAGUACCGUGUCCAAAUUGAAAAUUUAUUGACCACUUUUAAUGGUGCUGUUGAACAAGAUGUCUACAAUCGUAACUUUUAUAACGAGAUGCUGUUGAAAUUGUUGAUUGAAUUAGAUGACGUCGAUUUAACUGGUGUAUCAACUGAUUUGAAAACAUCUUUGAAGGAAAAACGUAAGGUUGCCAUCAAGGAAAUCCAAGAUUAUUUGAAGAAAUUAGAUGGCUUGAAAUCUGAGAAUUAA